AUGUUUAUUGGCCUUCUCUUCCUCUGUGCGGCUCUCUGCAACAACAAAGCGAUUCUUAUUGACUGCUCGUGGCAGUACGAAAACUACCGGCACUUUGCAAACGUGGUCUCUCUGCAGAGCGCUCUCGAGGGAAACGGGUUUCUGCCCAGCGAUAUUUCAGUCUAUUUCAAGGCAGACCUGCUGAGCGACAAGCGAAUGCGCGAGCCCUGCAUCAAAACAGACUACUUUACGCUUGUCAAGGGAAAGGACUACACGCCCAUAGCCCGCAGCAAGUCGUACUUUGAGAUUCUCAACAUGAUAUCCGGGCAGGACUCCAUUCUCCUGGGAGCGGACAGCAGCACAAACCUGCUUAUAUACAUAACAGGGCAUGGGGGCGACGGGUUUAUAAAGUACUGCAACAGAAAGUACUUUUACACAGACGACCUGACAGACGCCCUCGUCCGCUUGCAGAGAGUGAGAAAGCUUAAAAGUGUUUUAUUUAUUGCUGAUACAUGCCAAGCAGAUACCCUAAUAGAUAAAACGAGGCUUCCUUCAAACAUUACGUUUAUGUCAACAAGCUUAAAAGGAGAGUCUUCCCAAUCUACUACAUUCAGCGCCUCGCUAAAUGUGUUUCCAAUUGACCUGUUUCUAAUGCAUCUGCACCGUCUUAUAAAAGAGCAGAAAAUACGGGAGGCAGAGCCUCUUUCCACAAUUCUGGAAAGAGAAAUGCCCGUGUCCCUAGUCAAGUCAACAGUGUCUUUCACAGGGCCUGAUGUUUUUCUGCAUGACUUCAUAACCCAAAAAAGCAGUGCAGAAGGCUCCAUGUAUCUGUAG
Nematocida major is the source of this 813-nucleotide messenger RNA. Its product is annotated as GPI-anchor transamidase subunit K. Gene Ontology annotation, molecular function: GPI-anchor transamidase activity. Gene Ontology annotation, cellular component: GPI-anchor transamidase complex. The record is from RefSeq and is a predicted model, not a curated record. The transcript has a single exon. NCBI's taxonomy places the organism in Eukaryota, Fungi, Microsporidia. Gene Ontology annotation, biological process: proteolysis; attachment of GPI anchor to protein; protein localization to cell surface. Bases 1 to 813 code for a protein of 270 amino acids.